This is a messenger RNA of Melampsora larici-populina 98AG31, 1404 nucleotides long. RefSeq lists its product as uncharacterized. The record is from RefSeq and is a predicted model, not a curated record. Bases 91 to 588 code for a protein of 165 amino acids. The transcript has a single exon. NCBI's taxonomy places the organism in Eukaryota, Fungi, Basidiomycota, Pucciniomycetes, Pucciniales, Melampsoraceae.
AUCACCCACCAUCACUUCCCAUCAGGUUUGUCCCACCCGUUUCCCUCUUGACCUCAACUAUCCUGACACCUCGACUUCCUCCUUCCAGACAUGAGAGUCCGCCCUGGAAAGUAUGAUGUAGGAAUCAAGGUACUUGCGGUGCAGUACCUCCGCGCAGGCAAGACGUUAGCUCAAGUCCAGCGCAUACUGAAGUCUCCAGUCAGCAUCCAGACAAUAUCUCGGUGGCACUCCUUGUUUCAACGAACCCACUCAGUAAUCCGGAACCCUGAUAACUACGAGCGUCUCAGAAGACACACCAAAUUGACCGACAAGGAUUGUGAUUUCAUGUUAGAGCUCCUCGAAGGUAAUCCAGGCCUCUACUUAGACAAAUAUCGCCGCGGUGUCUAUCGCCAUACCGGAACCUGGAUCUCCUUGCAAACAGUUGCGAGUGAUCUCAAGGAUUGCCUCCAUCUGACUCUCAAGAAAGCCAGAACGGUGCACCCUAAUCAGAGUGCCGCCAAGCGUGCUCAGUACUUACACGCGGUAGGAGCACUGCACCCCAACAUGUUGGUGUUUCUAGGUACGCUGUCUCAAGGUUUUCUUUUGUGAUUAUCCCACUUAGCUAACUGUGCGUGCUUUGGCCUUUCAUCAUUAGAUGAGUGCGCGAUCCAGGAACGAUAUCUGCGUAGGGAAAUGGCGUGGGCCAAACGAGGCCAACGGACGGCCCGAAUCCCCUGGAGUCGUGGUGGUAAGCGAUUCUCGCUCUUACCGGCCAUAUUCCGUGGAGGUGUUCUGGCUGCGGACUGCCAAGAAGGCAGUUACGAUCGAAAAGAUUUUGAAGGCUUCCUGAAACAUUGUUUGGUAAGGGUUCCUGGUGCUCAUUUGGUUUGUUUAUACAUAUUGACUGAUGACUUCCCGUAGUUUCCUGUAAUGAAUUCGUACCCAAACGCCAAUUCUGUCCUGGUCAUGGACAAUGCACGUAUCCACCAUGGCGGGCGCAUCGAUGAACUGGCGGCCGAAAGAGGAAUCCGGAUUCUGUACCUACCUCCAUACUCGCCAGACCUGAAUCCCAUCGAAAAAGCUUUCAGCGUGCUUAAAUCUCACUUUCGGCGUACUCAAAGCCUCAUCCAAACGCCGCCUGACAAGAAGAUCGAUUUGAUCUUGGAUAGGACUUGGGGACGGUUUUCUGCCGCUCUCAUGCAUAAGUUGUAUGCGGUAUGCGGGUAUUGGAUCUAAUGGUGGAAUUUCAGGCUGGAAAUUGUGAUAGGGUGAUACUUUGGGUUGUUUCAAAGCGAUCAACCCGCUGGAAUCUUUUUUUACCUCCCGAAGAAAGUCUAAAGUCUUUGUUCUGAAAGUUUGGAACCUCUUUUGUCCGAUUGAAGAUUGAUUUUGGGACCUGCCAAUGAAACGAAUCCUUGUGACCUU